Molecule: messenger RNA, 675 nt
Organism: Kwoniella mangroviensis CBS 8507
Lineage: Eukaryota; Fungi; Basidiomycota; Tremellomycetes; Tremellales; Cryptococcaceae
Exons: 3
Coding region: 1-675 (224 amino acids)
Source: RefSeq, a predicted model, not a curated record
AUGUCUCGAAGCGAGGAUAUCAUAUCAUACGCCGGUGAAGAACACCAAGUAGAUUAUAAACCUACGAUUGGUGAUAAAGUAUCAGGUAGCAUCGAGCAAGCUGUCGGUAAAAUCACCAAAAAUCCAGACAAGGUCACCGAAGGUCAAGCCAAGAAGACUGGUCAUCCAACAGACCAAGGUCACCACGUCGAUGCACAUGAUCAUGGAGUCGAAGAUAAAGAUUCUCUUGAUCACGCGAGGGAAUCACCCCAUCUCUCGCCUUCCGAACGAUCACCUGUCAACCCCAAUUCGGAGGGCAAUCUCAAUACCUCGACUGAUGGUGCACACCACGUACAUGAUUCGGUACAUGCUGCCAACAUCCCCCCUCCCCCACCAGCAACUACCAAUCCCUACGUGAUUGAUCAAUCAGCUACUGCUACUCUCAUGGACAAUGCAGCUGCACAAAAGGGUACUUCCCACCAAGCUACUAAUAUCCCUUUACCUCCCUCUCACCAGAAUUCAUUUGCCAACUACACGCCCACCACACCGGGAGAGGGAGGUAAUCCCUCGUCAGGGUAUAUUGUCCAUGGCGGAUUGCCCUCAGCAGGUCAAGGUCAUUCGGAUGUAGGACUAGGACAAGGUGGAGUAGCUGAUAGGAAUCUCUUCCCUCCUGCUCACACCCAACAACUCGAAUGA